Zymoseptoria tritici IPO323 is the source of this 897-nucleotide messenger RNA. RefSeq lists its product as uncharacterized. NCBI's taxonomy places the organism in Eukaryota, Fungi, Ascomycota, Dothideomycetes, Mycosphaerellales, Mycosphaerellaceae. Bases 1 to 897 code for a protein of 298 amino acids. The record is from RefSeq and is a predicted model, not a curated record. The transcript has 3 exons.
AUGCCUUCCUUCUCCGGUAGCGAAAGAUGGGCAAGUCAGGACCUCAUAACAUUCCAAGUUGCCUGUCUUCGAAUGGCAGGAACUCUAAUGGAUCGCGAUUCAACGCCAGCGAAACUCCUUGAAGAGUUCCCGGUGAACGGUCGACUUCAGCGUCACGACCAACGGCGCUCUCUUCGAUACCGCAAGCGCAAUUGCAAUCUGCAUCCCACCCCCCGGCACGCCAUCACGAUAAAGUUCAACAACGCCAAGUUCGAUGUGCCCAAAUCGCCUGUGAAGGGUACCGCGGUAGACACCUCCAAGCUGUUCAACCAGCAGAAAAAUUCCGACCUGGUCGUGCAUCUUGACUACGAUCACUGGUACCGCCACAAAUGCAUCGUUCACGAGGCAUCUGGUGUCGAGUCCGAGCUGUCCGACCUCCAUGCUCAAACCAGGGGACUGGUGGGCCUGGCUCAUCUAGCGAAGGAGUACAAUCGCAUCGAUUUGAAGAGUAUUGUCGACAAGGUCUUGCGCCAGGUCAUUGACGAAGAAAAGGAUAUUGAGAAGUUCAGCCGGAUCAUCCUAGAUCUGUACUGUACCGGCAACUCAGAGCUUGAGCGAUUUGCAGAGGAGCUUGAGAUCGAGCGUACGCCCGAAUUGCUUGAAAAUCACAAAACGCGAGAGAAUAUCCACGUUGACACCGUCAAGAAGUGGAUGGACACGAUGAGUUUUCGCAAGAAGGUUGUUGAGCCUGAAGAGGCGCUCGCAGGAGACACACAAUUCGGGAUGGAGGAGGCCGCUGCUGCUGGAGAUACCACAAUAGCGAAGACGGAGAAGAUCAGCCUCAAACAUGAAAGCGAUUCGUCAAAGGCUAUUGGCGAAGGGGGUGGUCGGCCGAGCAAGAUUCGUCGAACCUCGUAA